AUGAGUGCGCUUUUGGAAACUUCGCUGGGUGAUAUUGUCAUCGACCUGUUGGUCGAUGAGUCGCCCAAGGCUUGUGAGAACUUCCUAAAGCUGUGCAAGCUCAAGUACUACAAUUUCUCGCCUAUCCACAGCGUCCAAAAGAACUUCACCUUCCAAACUGGUGAUCCCCUUGGCCCUGAUGCUCCCGAGAGUGAUGGCGGGUCUUCGAUCUGGGGUCUGCUGGACGGACCGUCGAAGCGCACUUUUCCAAUCGAGGUACCGCGCAAACUGAAGCAUACCGAACGGGGCACAGUGAGCAUGGCGACAGUGCCCGCGACCAAUGACCCUGAACAGCGACUGGCGGCAAGUCAAUUUAUUGUCACUCUGGGAGAUAAUCUGGAUUACUUGGAUGGGAAAGCCGCGAUCUUCGGCAAGGUCGUGGAGGGCUUUGAUGUGCUGGAGAAGAUCAACGACUCGUUCAUCGAUGACCGAGGUCGGCCGUUGAAGGACAUUCGUAUUCGUCACACCACAGUCUUGGAUGACCCCUUUGACGACCCGCCGAAGUUGGUAGAGCCGCCCGAGAGCCCGGUACCCUCCAAAGCGCAACUGGCCACUGUUCGAAUCGCAGACGAUGAAGACCUGGAUGAUGAUAUGGACGAAGAGGCUAUGGAGAAGCUGCGCCGUGAGCGCGAGGCUCGCGCGCAGGCAUUGACCUUGGAGAUGGUAGGUGAUCUGCCUUUUGCCGAUGUCAAACCACCCGAAAACAUUCUCUUUGUCUGCAAGCUUAAUCCAGUCACACAAGACGAGGACCUUAACUUAAUUUUCAGUCGCUUCGGAACCAUCUUGUCCUGCGAGGUUAUUCGGGACAAGCGUACCGGCGACAGUCUACAAUAUGCCUUUAUUGAAUUUGAGGACCAAAAAGACUGUGAACAGGCCUAUUUCAAAAUGCAGGGUGUUCUAAUUGAUGAUCACCGGAUCCACGUUGAUUUCUCACAAAGUGUGUCCAAGUUGUCCGAGAGCUGGCGCAACGCCACUGUCACCAAACGCCGACAGAGGGGUGGAUUUGGUGGUGUGGCCGAUCUUGAGGCGAAACGAUGGUUUUUGACAAGCGCAACAAGACCAAUGCUGCUGAUGCCCGGGACAACAAUCCCAAACCUCGCGAUUCUCACCGAGAUCGAGGCAGUCGCAGCCCCCGUGGACGAGAUCGAGAUCAAGAUCGGUACCGUCGUCGAUCGUAUAGUCGCAGCCCUCGGCGGGACCAAGACAAAGACUCGCGAACCAACCGAGACCGGGAACGAGUUCGUUACGAACGCGAUCGUCGCAGAUGACAAUGCGAUCCCAUGUUGA
Molecule: messenger RNA, 1326 nt
Organism: Penicillium nucicola
Lineage: Eukaryota; Fungi; Ascomycota; Eurotiomycetes; Eurotiales; Aspergillaceae
Product: PPIL4 family peptidylprolyl isomerase
Exons: 5
Coding region: 1-1326 (441 amino acids)
Biological process (GO): protein peptidyl-prolyl isomerization
Cellular component (GO): nucleus
Molecular function (GO): RNA binding; peptidyl-prolyl cis-trans isomerase activity
Source: RefSeq, a predicted model, not a curated record